UAACUUCCAAAGUGAACCAACUGUUGGUUUGUGUUUGAAUAUUAGAUUUUGCAUUAUGAAUACGAUUGCUUAUGAGUUGAAUGAUGGCAGUUGUUGCAGUUGCUUAGUGGGUCAAAACUAGAAACUGGCUGUGAAGACCUUGUGAUCUGAUAUUUAUAGUAUGUGUGUGUCUGUGAGGGCGGGAUAUAAAUAGCCCCAGUAUGUGUGGCUGCUAAGGAGCCCCUUGGCUAUAUUGGUGUUAAAACUACACAGAGAGCAGCUUUUUGACUGAAGCUGUCUGUCCUCAGAGUAACCCCUUCGGCACUGGCUCUUUUUACACUUGUCAGAUGAGCAUGGAAACAGAAGAUGACUUUUAUCAGUCAGAGGAAGACUUGGAUGAAGAUGAGGCAACGCAAUAUAUUAUUGAACAAAGUAUAAUUCAGUAUAGAAAGCUAAAAGGAUUAAAUCCAAGUGAUCUGAAACCCUGUGAAGACCCUGAUGAGAUUUUUAAAGCAAUUAAGGAGGGUGAUGAGGAUGCCCUGAACAGACUUGCAGCCCAACCAGAGACUCUGUCCAGAGUUGAUACACGGGGAUGGAUCCCGCUGCAUGAGGCUGCAGCACAGCAGAAUAAGAAGGUGCUAGAGAUGAUCUUUUCAGCAUCACCCCCGGGCGCAGCCCAGUGUCGCACUCUGAAGGGUGAGACGCCACUGUUUUUAGCUGUGGUCCACGGGCUCAGAGAGAAUGCUACAUUCCUGUUACAGAAUGGCAGCAACCCAGAUCUCCAGAAUGACGAGCAGGAUUCUCCAUUAGUGGCAGCUAUUCUAAAUGAUCAGUAUGAUUUGGCCACACUGUUGCUUCGUUACAAUGCCAAAAUAGACCAAACCGGACCACUGAACAGGACAGCUCUACAUGAGUCCGCGUUUUUAGGCUUGGAGAAUUUUGUGUAUCUGCUCUUAGAGUCUGGUGCUAAUCCAAAUGCAUGUGAUGUUAAAAAGAAAACUCCACUGGCUCUGGCUGCACAGAAUGGACAUCUAAAUGUGGUGGAGGUUCUGUUACAGAAAGGUGCACAGGUGUGGUGUGAAUCGGAGUCAGGUACGAUUUUGUUUGAUGCAGCGGCAUCAGGAAAUCCUGACAUAAUCUCCUCGCUGCUGGAACACGGUGCAGAUCCAAACGUACCCCUUUAUAGUGGGCACCUGCCAAUUCACCGAGUGGCAUACCAUGGACACAGACUGGCACUGGAACACCUCAUCCCAGUGACUAAGCUGCAUGCUGUAAAGGAAAGUGGGAUGAGUCCUCUCCAUUCUGCAGCUGCUGGGGGACACGCCCAGUGUGUGGAGAUACUGCUCAAAACUGGCUACGAUCCAAACUUCAUGCUGCACCCAAGGAUCCGCCGCAACUAUGAUGAUGACCGCAAGUCUGCCCUCUUUUUUGCUGUGUCCAACAAUGACCUCCAGUGCACCCGCUUACUGUUAGAGGCCGGGGCUCUCGUGAACCAGGAUCCCAUCAACUGUCUACAGGUGGCUCUGAGACAGGGCAAUUAUGAACUGAUCAACAUCUUGCUGAAGUAUGGGGCAAAUGUCAACUACUACUCCCGUGUCAACACCACUCAUUUCCCCUCAGCGCUGCAGUAUGCCUUAAAAGAUGAGGUUAUGCUGAGAAUGAUCCUGAACCAUGGUUAUGACGUGAAGCGCUGCUUUGACUGUCCAUAUGGUGACAGUUCCCAUGAUUACACUGCUUGGACGACGUCAGUCAUUAAAGACAUGGUGUUCUGCGAGGUGAUAACAGUAUCCUGGCUGAAGCACUUAUCUGCCCAGGUGGUGCGCAUCAUGCUUGACUACACUGACCACGUCUCCUUCUGCACCAAACUAAAAGACACACUGCAGGAGCAGAAACAGUGGCCAGAAAUCUGCCACAUUCAAAGAAAUGUGCGGAGCCUGAAGCACCUGUGUCGCCUGCGGAUAAGGGAGCACCUCAGAUGCCUGCGUUUGAGAGCACCAGCUUUUAUCAACUUCCUUCCUCUUCCUCCCAGGCUGAAAGAUUAUCUGCGCUACAAGGAGUUUGACAUUUACAGCAGGGGCAGUAUGAUUAUCCCCUGAUGAAAACAUAUUUAUAGAUAUCAAAGAUGUAACUGUUUUAUAGAAAGCUUCCUACCUUAUUAUUAUUAUGUGUGAUUAAAAUUACCCUAAAAUUACUAUGAGAGCAGUGGGACAUUGGUGGGUAACAGUUUGUUUGCAGAUGACAUGGUGAUCUGUAGUGAGAGGAGGGAGCUGGUGGAAGAGAACCUGCAGAGGUGGAAUAUGCGCUGGACAGAGGAUGAAUGAAAGUCAGUAGAAGCAAGACGGAGUACAUGCGUCUAAAUGAGAGGGAGCCAGGUGAAAAGGUGAAGAUGUCAGAAGUAGAGGUAGUGAAGGUUAGAUGAGUUUAAACACCUGAGGUCAACCAUCCAAAGCAACGGACAGAGUACAAAAGAGGUGAAGAAGAGAGUGUAGUAGGGUGAAGAUGAGUGUCAAGGCUGAUUUGUGACAGAAGGAUAGCAGCAAGAGUGCAAGAUAAAUGGUGGAGACAUUGACAAAAAACACAGGAGGCCGAAUGGAGGUGGCAGAGUCUAAAAUUUUUGAUGGGAAUGACCAGGAUUAGUACAAGAUUAGGAAUUAGUAUAUUAGAGGGACAGCUCAGGUCGAGUGGUUUGGAGACAAAUUUUCAAAGGCUGACAUUGUUUGUACAUGUGCAGAAGAAGGAUAGUGGAUACACUGGACAAAGGAAUCUGAAUAUGUUAGCAUCCAGCCAGAAGUCAAAGAGGAAGACUGCAGAGAAGGGUCAUGGAUGUAGUGAAGGAGGACAAGCAGAGGGUUGGUGUGAUCCAC
Messenger RNA from Oreochromis niloticus (Nile tilapia), 2843 nucleotides. It is a transcript of the gene asb14b, whose product is annotated as ankyrin repeat and SOCS box containing 14b. The transcript has 10 exons. Gene Ontology annotation, molecular function: protein binding. NCBI's taxonomy places the organism in Eukaryota, Metazoa, Chordata, Actinopteri, Cichliformes, Cichlidae. Gene Ontology annotation, cellular component: cytoplasm. Gene Ontology annotation, biological process: intracellular signal transduction. The record is from RefSeq and is a predicted model, not a curated record. Bases 327 to 2075 code for a protein of 582 amino acids.